AUGUAUUUGUCAAGAUUUCUGUCACUUCACGCCCUCUGGGUUACCGUAUCCUCCGUGAUGCAGCACUACCCUUCCGUGUGGGGACACUAUGAUGUGUGUAAGACUCAGAUUUACACAGAAGAAGGAAAAGUAUGGGAUUACAUGGCCUGCCAGCCGGAAGCCAGAGACAUGAUCAAAUACGUAAAAGUGACUCUGGAUCCCCCAGACAUAACAUGUGGAGAUCCUCCUGAGACUUUCUGUGCAAUGGGGAAUCCCUACAUGUGCAAUAAUGAAUGUGAUGCGAGUACCCAAGAACUGGCUCAUCCUCCAGAACUGAUGUUUGAUCUCGAAGGAAGACAUCCCUCUACAUUUUGGCAGUCCACAACUUGGAAGGAUUAUCCAAAGCCUCUUCAUGUUAAUAUUACGCUCUCCUGGAACAAAACCAUUGAGCUCACAGAUAACAUAGUUAUCACUUUUGAAUCUGGCCGUCCAGACCAAAUGAUCUUGGAGAAAUCACUUGACUAUGGACGAACAUGGCAGCCCUACCAAUAUUAUGCCACGGACUGCUUAGAUGCUUUCCACAUGGAUCCAAAAUCGGUGAGGGAUUUAUCACAGCACACGGUCCUAGAAAUCAUUUGCACAGAGGAAUACUCUACUGGGUACAUGACAAAUAGUAAAAUAAUCCACUUUGAAAUCAAAGAUAGAUUUGCUUUUUUUGCUGGACCUCGGCUUCAUAAUAUGGCUUCUCUUUAUGGCCAGCUUGACACAACCAAGAAGUUAAGAGAUUUCUUUACCAUCACAGAUCUGAGGAUAAGACUGCUUAGGCCAGCAACUGGAGAAAUAUACGUAGAUGAGCAACACCUGGCACGCUACUUUUAUGCAAUUUCAGACAUAAGGGUGUACGGAAGGUAA
Molecule: messenger RNA, 891 nt
Organism: Nestor notabilis (Kea)
Lineage: Eukaryota; Metazoa; Chordata; Aves; Psittaciformes; Psittacidae
Product: netrin-G1
Exons: 2
Coding region: 1-891 (296 amino acids)
Molecular function (GO): cell-cell adhesion mediator activity
Source: RefSeq, a predicted model, not a curated record